Messenger RNA from Dama dama (fallow deer), 1349 nucleotides. It is a transcript of the gene DLK1, whose product is annotated as delta like non-canonical Notch ligand 1. Gene Ontology annotation, cellular component: membrane. Bases 66 to 1217 code for a protein of 383 amino acids. NCBI's taxonomy places the organism in Eukaryota, Metazoa, Chordata, Mammalia, Artiodactyla, Cervidae. Gene Ontology annotation, molecular function: calcium ion binding. The transcript is spliced from 5 exons. The record is from RefSeq and is a predicted model, not a curated record.
UGCGGCGCCCGGAUCAGGUCCCGCGCCCGCGCCACUCCCGGGACCGCGACCCCGGCCGCCCCGCGAUGACCGCGACCGCAGCCCUCCUGCCCGUCCUCUUGCUCCUGCUGGCUUUCGGCCGCAGUGCCCAUGGAGCUGAAUGCUUCCCGGCCUGCCACCCCGAAAAUGGAUUCUGCGAUGAUGACAGUGUGUGCAGGUGCCAGCCUGGCUGGCAGGGUCCCCUGUGUGACCAGUGCGUGACCUUUCCCGGCUGUAUGCACGGCCUCUGCGUGGAGCCCUGGCAGUGCAUCUGCAAGGACGGCUGGGACGGACACCUCUGCGACCUAGACAUCCGGGCUUGCACCUCGACCCCCUGCGCCAACAACGGCACCUGCCUGAACCUCGAAGACGGCCAGUAUGAGUGCUCCUGUGCCCCUGGCUUCUCGGGAAAGGAUUGUCAGAAGAUGGACGGGCCCUGCGUGGUGAAUGGCUCGCCCUGCCAGCACGGAGGCAGCUGCGUGGAUGAUGAGGGCCAGGCCCCCCACGCCGCCUGCCUGUGCCCCCCGGGCUUCUCGGGCAACUUCUGCGAGAUCAUGACCAACAGCUGCAGCCCCAACCCGUGCGAGAACCAGGGCAUCUGCACCGACAUCGGGGGUGACUUCCGCUGCCGCUGCCCCGCCGGCUUCAUGGACAAGACCUGCAGCCGCCCGGUCAACACCUGCACCAGCGAGCCGUGCCUCAACGGCGGCACCUGCCUGCAGCACUCACAGGUGAGAUUCGAGUGUCUGUGCACGCCCGCGUUCGCCGGCCCCCGGUGCGGCCGGAAGCGCGCGGCGGGCCCCCCGCAGGUCACCCGUGUGCCCAGCGGUUACGGGCUGACCUACCGCCUGACCCCCGGGGUGCACGAGCUGCCGGUGCAGCAGCCCGAGCACCGCGUCCUGAAAGUGUCCAUGAAGGAGCUCAACAAGAGCACUCCGCUCCUCUCCGAGGGACAGGCCAUCUGCUUCACCAUCCUGGGCGUGCUCACCAGCCUGGUGAUCCUGGGCACCUUGGGCAUCGUCUUCCUCAACAAGUGCGAGGCCUGGGUGUCCAACCUGCGCUACAACCACAUGCUGCGCAAGAAGAAGAACCUGCUGCUGCAUUACAACAGCGGGGAGGAGCUGGCCGUCAACAUCGUCUUCCCGGAGAAGAUCGACAUGACCACCUUCACCAAGGAGGCCGGCGAGGAGGAGAUCUGAGCAGCGUCCCCGCCGCCCCCCCCUCCUCGGGGUCCCCGCAGAGCCCCCCGUCUCUCUGUGCGGUCUGCUCUCAUCCUUGUGGUGGCAUUUGCUCCCCUCUCUGUCAAAUCUGGUGAACGCUAUGCUUUCCUC